Molecule: messenger RNA, 4613 nt
Organism: Contarinia nasturtii (swede midge)
Lineage: Eukaryota; Metazoa; Arthropoda; Insecta; Diptera; Cecidomyiidae
Gene: sano
Exons: 13
Coding region: 1746-3920 (724 amino acids)
Source: RefSeq, a predicted model, not a curated record
UCUCAUUGUUGGCGCACGAACGAAAAUUGUUUCGUUGUUUCUGUCGAGCGUUACGAUUAAUGUUUACCACAAAUUUGUUUGAUGAUGAUUUGAUCUCUUGAUGGUAGUAAAAUACUUUAGUGAAUUGUUUUAAAGUGAAAUAGAGCGAUCUACUUUAUUCAUUUACACGUGGAUGGCUAUUCUAUUCUAUAGUUCAUCAACGGCCAAACGUAUUUGUUAUUUUACACACACACACACACAGAGAGAGAGAAUAAUCAGAUUUAUAUGUGAGUUGUGAGUUAUAAUUGUGAAAUUAAAAUAAAUGGAUUUGGUGUACAAUUGUGGAAAAGUGUGAUUUCGAGAAAAAAAGAGAAACAAAAACAAAACUUACACGGACCGAAAUGAUAUGUUGAAAAAACGGCGGAUGCAUUAAAAGUGAAUUAAAUCUUAAAAGAAUUUGCAUACACACCGCAUCAUAUAUUGAUUACUUUCAUCAACACAAAUAUAAGAGAUUACUAUUUAUAAACUUCAUGCGAGUAAAUUUCAUCGUCUGUCAUUAAACAGUUUAUUGAAUUCAUUUGUGUGCAUUGUUGUAAAAAUCAUUUAACAUUUUUUGUGUCCCGAAUUUUGAAGCAAACAUUGAAUUUCUCGUUCACAAAUCGAAAGUGUUUUGAAUGAUUUUUUUGUGGUGCAAAAUGCAAGAAAAACCGGUUAUGAACAUGAUGACAGUGUACAUGAAUUUUUGAAAAACUUUGAAAACCUCAUUCGCCAAUUUUAAAACAAGUAUUACAAAGUGAAAAGCAAUCAUUGGCUAGCUACGCACAUAUAGAUUAAUUUCAACGUUGACCGAUUUGAUAUAGGCAUUUAAUUAGGCCAAUUAGUGUUUGCUAUACAUUCAUCAAGAUAUCGCCGAUAUCAGCUAUCGAUAGAAUUUAAAAUUGAGUUCUCCGACAACAUAGUACACCGAUUGUACUUUGAACUGUUCCGAUAACCUAAAUUUUGAACGAAUAUUUUACAACCCGUUGAUAAUCAUUCGAAAUAACAUCAAAAUUAAAAAAAAAAACAACAACCAACAACAACAAUUGAAGGAUAGUGUGGAUUGGUAUAUGCUUUAAUAUACUUUGUGUGUGCGGGGCAUAUAUGAGAAAGCGUACGAAAAACCAUAUAUGAAUUUUAACAGAAACUUAAAUCAUUGCACGCCAUGUAAGCGAAUAUACGGUUGAAACACAUUAAAAAGAUGAGCCGAAUGUGAUCCAACUAAAAAGGUGAUACAGUUAGAAGAACACCAUUGAUUCACAAGAUCUUUGCCUGCAUCUUGAUUAUAUAAUCAGAGCGUUAUCAGAAACGAAUUACGAUAAAGAUCUACUAAAUUCGGCGAAUUCAAAAUCUAGUGGAUCCGACUAAUAUCAACUACAUAAAUUGAGACGAGGAUCCACAAAAUUGAAAUUUUAUACAGAAAAUUUAUACAGAAAAACGACCAAGAGGUGAUACAACGUUUAAUGAAUUCGUGAAAUUAAAAUUAAACGGAGACGAUAUAUAUUUCCGAUUAUUCACUGUGGCGGUUGGAACAUGGGAUGCCUUGACCAGCUUAUAAUGAAAACACUUCACUAAAUUCAUCGAUAUUACACGGAUUCUUCAUGAUUUCACAAUUAGUAGCUUAAAAUUAUCAGUUCACGGUACAUUGAAUCUGAUUGACAAAGCCUAUACCAAAAACGAAAAUAGAUAGAAUUUUGCAAAUUAAAAACAUUAAACGCUUUUGGUUGUGAAUGUUUUCAAACGACAUUGAUGCUAACUUCAACGAGACCACAACUUGCUUCUGUCCAACACCAGCAUUGCCUCCAACUUCGCUAUCAUCAUCGGCACUAUCGUCAGCAGGCAACACAUCGAAAACCACCCGUCGAAGCAAACUGUACACGUCGAUCAGUAAGAUAAUCGGACUUCGAGGAAAUAUGGCUGCUACCGAUGGUCAAAUUAUUUUGGCUGCGUCUAGAUUUGGUGAUAUCUCGCCUAUUUAUCUCAGAGAUUUUUCAAAAACAGAAUUACCAGCAAUUGCCAAAAUAAUUAAAGGUCAACAUCAAAAUUUGGGCGUGCCAACUUUAUCAAAUCCAUCACUGCAAAGCACGGCCCUGUUCCUGAAUGCUGGAAAAAAGUACCAAAUUUUGGCACAGCCCAUUAAAAUUAAGGAAGGACGGAAACCAACAAAUGUCGGUCCAAAAAUUCUUAUACCUGAAAGCUACGCUGGAUUCUUUGAACUUCUCAGUGAAGAUGGACGAUCAACGCGUUGCAUCGAAUCUGUCUUAGAUCUCUCUCGCAAACCAAAUCUUCGUGUUCUUGUACGCGAAACGUUUCGUUGUAAUCAUUUAAGUAAAACGAUUCAUGCUGGUGAAAUAUUGACAACCAUGUAUGAUAAUGGAAAAUAUCUGAAAUGUAAGACCCAAAAAGAUGAAGUCAUUAGUUUGCCACUAGAAGCCAAAGCAAAGUUUUCACCAUUUGCUAAAGAGGACAGCAUAAGUGGCGUUCAUACGGUGAAAAACUUACUAAAGAAACGAAUGCCAAUUGUAGUCAGACUUGUUCAUGGUACUGCACCAAAAGGCUUGAAACAACCAUUUGUGCCAGAAUUGCGUUUGCUUGGAUGUGUCGAAGUGGAUCGUGUGUUUGCAUUGCCAUUACAAAAAGAUACUGAUCUAGUAGCUGUACCAUUGAAUGCAAAAGUCAAACUACAACGUGCUAAAAAUAUGGAACAAUUAGAAAAUUUUACCGAAUACACACGAUUUUUGGAAAAAGCCCAAAGAUUGCUGACUGAUGCUCGUGAUCGUUUGCAAAUUGUCGACUUAAAAUUAUCGGAUAAAGAAAAAAAGGAUGCAAAAAGUAAUAGUCGAAAAAUACCAGCGUUGAUUGGUGGCGUGGGAAAUGGUGGCGGCGGAAGUACACUCGAAAGUGGUUAUGUGCUCAGGAAAAGUGUUAGCUGUGAUUCAGCUAAAUACAUGUAUCAAGCCGAUUUGACACCGUUGGCCGACGAUUAUGAUGAUAUUGAUCAAAUCUAUGAUUAUGUGAGAGGUUUUGCACCACUGCCGAAAAAUUUGAAUCGCUUCGAUUCAAUAAACGAACCAAUUCACAUUGUUCAAACAACACCGAAUCAAACAAUUCAUGCGACCAUGAAAAGCAUUGACAACCAAUCAAAAUCACAGCCCGACAGCGGUAAUUAUAGCCUGAUCAAAAGCAGUAGCAAUAAUAACAAUAGCUUGGAGUCUAUCAAACAUUUAAACAACACCUUUCAUCAGCAUCAUCAUUACAGUCAAAUUGUGCCACCAAAUCAAAUUCAGGACGACGGCAAACCAAUUCCACCUCCCAUUGAGACAAUUCCGGGAAAAAAAUUACCCGAGAAACGUCAUCGGCCAACGUUACCAAAAUUAUACGUGAAAAAUGCAUGUAAUUUACAUCCAAAAUCGCCAAAUGGUAAUAUCUCACCCGGAAAUGGCAUUGUUAAUAGCAAUAUUAAUAGCAAUAGCAACGGCAACACUAACAUAAAUGGCAACAGCAAUACAAAUGGAAAUGGCAUCGUGAUCAACGGCAAAGAUGGAUUGGAGCCGCAAAGUCCACUAUUUCAUAUUAGAUAUAAAAGCUUAAGUAGUUUGCAAUUAACUCCUGAUUCAACUACGCCAAUAUCUACAGUACCAAAUGGCCAUGACAAAAGCAUAAAUCACAAAUUGAGUAAAAGUGCCAGUACACAGUGCGCUCGUGAAGGAACAUUAGAUUCAUCACGCAGUGGUGGUAGAACAUCUGGCGAAUCAAAAUUGCCGGAAAAAAAAUCGCGUCGACUAUCUCGACCUAGAAGCCUAUCGAAUUUAAUGUGGGAGCUCCGACCACAAAAAGAAAAAUCUAAAAAGAAAUUAUAUGUGCAUCAUUUUGACCAUCGACAACAAGGAACAUUGUAUCUUUAAUUUUUUUUUUAUAGAAAUCUGUUAUGAACAUACCACAAAGAACAAAGUCCAUUUGUGGCAAUUUUGAAUUUAUUCAAAUAAUUCAGUUUCCAUCAAGCGAAUACUACAGAAACAUAUGUAUUCAUGAUAAUUAUUAUUAAACAAGUUCUGAUUUUCAGAGAGAGAUAGAGAGAGAGAGAGAGAUUUUUGUUUGAAAACAAUCAAUUCAUUCCUCUCCAAAAUUAUUGGACCAAAAUAAACAUAAAUAUUGCGCUUUCAAACAGGGAUGUUUUGUAGCUUGAAUAUAUUCAUCGCAUAUAAAUACUAUACGUUUCUUGAUUUCGCAUUCAUUCAACAAGUGGAUGACAGAUAGAAUUAUUGUACCGAACAAAAACGAAAUAAAUAUAUUCAUCAGAUAUUUAUAAGCGAUGACAACGUCACAAAACAACAUCUGCUUUAAAAAUUUCUUAUCCGUACAAUUUCAACAAUCAAUUGAAAUGAAAAUACUCUGAAAUUGUUAUUACUGUCACGACAAUUCGUAAGGUAAUUCACAGUGGCAAUUAUCUAUGGAAAAGGUUUAUUGAUCACCUUUUAAACGAUAGUCAAACACCUGAUAACCAUACAAAAUUAGAUGAAAACCAUUUGGUUUUGGGCACAUGACCUACACUAUAUACAUUUGUCAAAAUGUUAUGUCUUAAUGAGAAAAAAAAAAAA